GACGCCAUGUUGGGUGAAUGUAAUACACGACGCGACGGCAGAACAGCAGUGCCGCCGUGAUUGUAUUGGCGUCUGGUGUGAAGAGUCAGGAUCAAUUUUUACCCCCUUCGAAUUGGGGCAUGAAUAAAAAUGGAGUUAUUACAAUGUGCUGUAACUUCAAAUAACUUUGGAUUGCGGAAAAAAUUCCCAUGGAGUGUACGUCACGACGGAGAUGUCGACCCAAAAAUCGACGGCAGGAACAUACGGUCCAAUGAAAUAGAGUUCUUAGCUGAGCGUUUGGGCAACCAAAUAUCCGUCACAGAAGGCACCUUCAUAGGUAGAAUUGAAAACCCUUGCUUAUGGUCUCGCUACGUACUACACUACGAGGAAAUGAAGGCAAACUUGACAGCUAGCAAAGUUACAGAGCACAUCGUUGUUCAUGCCACCUCGAUAUCGGCUGCGUACGAAAUAGCAGACAACAACUUUGACUGGAGGCUUGUAAAGCGUUAUCGCUUUGGUCAGGGUGUUAGCUUUGCCAAAGAUGUGGACUAUGCCGCUUCUCAAGCAACAAGAAAAGGUGCCUACAUUAUUGCUGGAAUUCUUGUUGCUGCAAGUAAAAUAGGGAACUUCGGAACCCAAAUACCACCUGGCACUUUCGAUACUACGACGAAUAAAGCAAAGAGUGUUUACGUUAAAUAUUACGACAAUGACUUUUAUCCCUACUACAUAGCUUACUGAGAAGAUUUUACAAAAAACUGUAUGACAUCACGAUUACUUUAUGUAAAAUUUUAAGAAAUCUAUUGUAUACACCCAAAGUCACAAUGGCUUGAGAUUUAAAAAAAAGAAUGGUCGAAUGUUAGAAGGAUCAAAAUAUAAAAUUUUCAAAGAUGAAAAAACUAAAUUGUAACAUUAUACAAGUUUCAAGGGUCCCAGUGUAGAAAGUCGAAAUACAGAACGACAAAACAUAAAACGGCAGAAUCUAGAAUCUGUACACGGUUUUAUACAAUAGAGAUGAAUUCUGACAAUUCUAUAUUUUGGUAUUCCAUACUUUGAAUUUUCUAUUUUUUCAACUCUCCAUACUUCGACUUUCUACAUUUCAUAGUUUUAUAAAUUAAAUUUUCGCUUCCGCAAAUAUUCGAUAUUGUGGCCCUUCUAUUUCUUGAUCUAUCUAUAUUUUUACCCCCACCCAGUCACAAUUCAUUAAUUAUUGUGGUGAUCAUAGUAUCUAGAUUAGACCUGUCCUUAAGAAGGGCAAAAUCGAAUUUUAAUGGUCUUAUCCCCCAAAUUGGUUCGAAAUAAUUCAAAAAAAAUGUCCAAAUUUUAAAAAAUUUUUCCCUCCAUAUUUACCCACGCCUAGGAAGCCUUACUUUCUCCCAUAAGAAAAGCAUUGGUUUUUCGGGAUUUUUAAUCGUUUUUUUACCGCUGCCGUAAUUAUCAGC
Messenger RNA from Neodiprion fabricii, 1418 nucleotides. RefSeq names its product protein mono-ADP-ribosyltransferase PARP14-like. The transcript is spliced from 2 exons. NCBI's taxonomy places the organism in Eukaryota, Metazoa, Arthropoda, Insecta, Hymenoptera, Diprionidae. Bases 130 to 717 code for a protein of 195 amino acids. The record is from RefSeq and is a predicted model, not a curated record.